Messenger RNA from Lymnaea stagnalis (great pond snail), 15221 nucleotides. The record is from the annotation of a GenBank genome assembly. Lineage: Eukaryota; Metazoa; Mollusca; Gastropoda; Lymnaeidae.
UCAGGUGGGAUCCUGAUCCAGUUAGGAUUCCAUUUCCCGGUGGGAUCCUCUUCUCCAAUGGGAUCCCGUUUGCCACGUAUAAUCCUUUUGCUCGAUGGGAUCGUGUUACCGGUGGGUUCCAGUAUAUUAAUUCACCUUUAGGAUCCUCUUUCUCAUUGGGAUCAUGUUUCCAUUGGGAUUUUGUUCCCGGUAGGAUUAUAAAGGGUUUGUUUAAAGAAAAUACCCAUGAAAGUCUAGAACUAAACAAACAUUUCAAUAAACUUUUAGAUUCCAUUAUAUAUACCCAUAAAACAAUAUAGAACUUACUUGAAAUUUCUAGAUUAAAAUUAAUAUCCUCCUCAAAAGGUAUAAAAAUGUCUUUUCUAAGUAAGUAUUCUUUGAAUAUGAAAAAUUAUACAACUAAAUGCACCACUAUAGUUAUAGUACAUUUAAGUUAAAAGAGGAGCUCCAACAGGGCCCAUUCCUUAAUUGUACAGAAUCAAUUUUGCCUGAGAUGGGUGGGCCCCAUAAAAAUUAUUCAGAUAAAUUUUGGAGUUAAAAAUUUAAAUUUGUCGCAUUAAAAUCUCAAUAAUAAUGCCUUAGAUGUAGCUUAUUGAACUUUCUGGAAAAUUCUAGAUUGGAUAUUCUUAGUUUUUAAAUCCACGGAUAUUUCAAUACGGACAAUGAAGUGUAUUGCUAUAUCCAUCAAUUCACAUGGAACCUAUAGUGUUGUUUAAGUUUAUUGAUAUUUAUAUAGCUUAUGUAAGGAAAAAUUAAAUGGGGUCCUUGGCCCUAGAGGAAUGGAUAUUAUGAGUUCAGGACCCUUCACUAUUUGAAUAUGGAUAAUCAAGUGUAUGUGCACUGAGUUUUGUCAAUAUCCAUAGAUUCGUUUAGGUCAUUUUAUUUUUAAAGCUUAUAUAAGGAAAAAAACAAAUUCGGGGCCCCUGGCCCCAAAUGGAAUGUUAUAAAAAGUUCAUAACCCCCCCCCCCCUCUAAUUGAUUCUGGAUAAUGAUGGCUAUAUGUGCUAAGUGUGGUCAUUUUUUUUUUAAAACAUAAAAAAAAAAAAAAAAAAAUUCGGGGCCCCCGGCCCCAAAAGGAAUGUUAUAAAAAGUUCAUAACCCCCCCCCCCCCCUCUAAUUGAUUCUGGAUAAUGAUGGCUAUAUGUGCUAAGUGUGGUCAAGAUCCAUCAAUCCAUUGUGGAACAAACAAACUCACAAACCCACAAACAAAUGUUCACUGUUAUAUAUAUAUACUAGCCAAUAUACCCGGCAUUUGCUGGGAUAGCAUUCGGACCAAAGGAACUUCUACAGCUUUAUAAAUAACAUUUAAGCACUGUGCACAAAACAAAACCACCGCUCUAGUAAAAAUGAUAAUAAUAAACUUUCUCCUAUUAAAACACAUUUAUAAUAACUUGUGUAAAACUUUCGUUCCUUGAUAGGAUCCCGAUCCUGGAGGGAACCCAUUUGGAUCCCUUUUCCCAAUUGGAUCCCGUUUUCUGAUGUAUCCCAGUAUCCGGAGGAAUCCUUAACCUUUGGAUCCUGAUCUCGGUUUGAUCCCGAUCCCACCGGGAUCUUGUUACCGUCAGUAUUCCAAUCCUGUUGAGGUCCCAAUCCCUUCGGUACCGGUAUCCUGAUCUUCCUAUUAUCCCAUUUCCUGGUAGGAUUUCAAUCCCUCAGGAUCCCAUUACCGGUGGGAUCCCAAAAGUGUAUUCCAAUCCCGGUGGUAUCUUGAUCCCAGUGGGAUAACGGUGGGGUCCUGAUACCGGUGGGUUCCCAAUCCCAGGAGGAUCAAGUAUUCCGACAGUAUCCCAAUCCUGAUGGGAUCCUGAUCCCAUUAGGAUCACAAUCCAGGUUGUAUCAUGAUCCCUUUAGUAUCCCUAUCCCGUCGGUAUCCCGAUCCCAGUAGGAUCCCGAUCCCUUUGGUAUCCCUAUCCCGUCUUUAUCCCAACAAACAAACAAACAAACACAUUUUCACAUUUUUAUGUCUAAUUAGAGACCCACCAAAUUUCAGCUUCAGUGCCGAAAGUUGCCAUUUGAUCACUUUUGGCCUAGUUUUCAGUUUUGACAGAAACUGAAAAGUUAAGUUUCAGUUUACUUUCGGUUUCGGCCAAAACUUAAAAGUUAAGUUUUGGUUUACUUUUGGUUUCGGCCAAAAGUGUCUGAGACUUCCUGCCAAAAGUGAAAAAUGCCUUCGGUGUUCUAACAGAUUUCAUAUUGUCACUCUAUCUGACGGCUUGAAAUCCAAUAUUAAUUAUUGCAUGACGUAUUGCUGUCAUCGGUAAGAUAUCACAAAUAAUUUGCGAACACUGUAUUUUAUAAUGUCUGACUUGUCCAAUAUUUUAAGAAAUGAAAUUUAAAUAAGGCAAGGGAAAGGUUAACAGUUUUGUGGGAAAAAAAACUAUGGGGAAUGGUAAUAUUUAUAUUAUUAUUUUUUAUUUUUUUUUAAAAAUUGGGAACACUAGGCUUAAGUCAUUUAUUUGUGAAAUACAUUUUGAUUUAUCAUGAUCUUGCUCAUAAAUGUAGUCCUAGUGCAAGGUUACCAGCAUUGUGAAAAAUAAACAACUUAGGGAAUGGUAACAUUUCCUUUAUUAUUUUUUUACAUUAUUCUUUUAUUCUUUUUAAUUUGGGAUCCCUAGGCGUUCUCAAUGAAUUAAUUCAUUGACAUUCAUCAUUAUUGUGCUCAUAAAUGUUUUUCCUGAAAAUGAAAUAAAAGCUUAAAAUAUCCACACCAAAUUAGUCAAGUGCAAAGUGUAUGGAAACAAAUGUAAAGAAAUAAAAGAAUGAACCUUUAGUAACAUUUAAAAAAAUAAUAAAACAUCAUUACUUCUUUAAUUGUGUAUAAUUAGGGAAAAGUCGCCUUUUAUUUAAAUCAUAAGCCUACACGCACUACACACGUAUGUGUGUAUCACUGUUUCGUCAAAUAAUUAAGAAGUGGGACUGUAUUAUCAAACUAAACCAACAUUCGCUAAACUUUUGUUCAUUCUAGGUCAAAUCUAAAAUUAGCCGACCAAUGAUAAUUGCCAAUAAACAAUUUCAGGUCGACCAAUAAGAACACGAGUUUCAACAAAAAAUGUAUGGGUUCUCGGAAAAAAAGAGUUUUUUCAAGUCUUGUGUGUGGACAUUUUAAUGGGCAAUACCAUUAAACAAUAGAUAGCCUAAGCUCUCGAUCGAAACCCUUUAUAUGGUUAGAUAGCAUUGUAAUUAAAUUUUAAAAUCUACUAUUUUGCAUGAAUUUUGCCCUUCCCCAGGUAAAAUUUUUAAAUUACAAUAUUAAUUAAAAUUUUAUUUGUUAUCAGUUUAAAUUAUUUUUUAAUACAAUGGUAAAAGCCAAAGAAGGGGAGAAGUUUCACUUCAUUGGAUAAAUUGUAUUAGAGUCAUUUAAGAUGAAUAAAAAUUGCCACAAAAGUUGUUCCAUCAUUUUUUGCGGUGAUCAGAGCGUGUGUGAAAACGAGUUUUGAAAUAUUUAAAUAUUUCGGCUUCGGUUUCGGCAGACACUGAAAAGUUUACUUUCGGUUUUGGCAAAAAGUCAUUUUUAACUUUCGGUUUUGGCCAAAAGUCAUUUUCUACUUUCGGUCUGGUUUCGGCCAAAAUCAGAAAGUCACUUUCGGUUGGUCUCUACCUUAAAUACUAUGACUAUAACUAAAAUACAUUCACUGUUCAUCAGUUCUUUGGGUAGCCACUAUGACUAUAACUAAAAUACAUUCACUGUUCAUCAGUUCUUUGGGUAGCCACUAAGACUAUAACUAAAAUACAUUCACUGUUCAUCAGUUCUUUGGGUAGCCACUAUGACUAUAACUAAAAUACAUUCUCUGUUCAUCAGUUCUUUGGGUAGCCACUAUGACUAUAACUAAAAUACAGUCACUAUUCAUCAGUUCUUUGGGUAGCCACUAUGACAUAACUAAAAUACAUUCACUAUUCAUCAGUUCUUUGGGUAGCCACUAUGACUAUAACUAAAAUACAUUCACUAUUCAUCAGUUCUUUGGGUAGCCACUAUGACUAUAACUAAAAUACAUUCUCUAUUCAUCAGUUCUUUGGGUAGCCACUAUGACUAUAACUAAAAUACAUUCACUAUUCAUCAGUUCUUUGGGUAGCCACUAUGACUAUAACUAAAAUACAUUCACUGUUCAUCAGUUCUUUGGGUAGCCACUAUGACUAUAACUAAAAUACAUUCACUGUUCAUCAGUUCUUUGGGUAGCCACUAUGACUAUAACUAAAAUACAUUCACUGUUCAUCAGUUCUUUGGGUAGCCACUAUGACUAUAACUAAAAUACAUUCACUGUUCAUCAGUUCUUUGGGUAGCCACUAUGACUAUAACUAAAAUACAUUCACUGUUCAUCAGUUCUUUGGGUAGCCACUAUGACUAUAACUAAAAUACAUUCACUGUUCAUCAGUUCUUUGGGUAGCCACUAUGACUAUAACUAAAAUACAUUCACUGUUCAUCAGUUCUUUGGGUAGCCACUAUGACUAUAACUAAAAUACAUUCACUAUUCAUCAGUUCUUUGGGUAGCCACUGGUGCUUGAGUUUGAGAACAAGUUAAAUUAGUCUUGAGAGGCAAUGUCCAAGAAAUGGAAUUAUUGUCUCCCAUUGAACUUACAAUUACAACUCACAUUAAAUACAAUGAUUAUUAUAUUAGUUGCCUUUUCUUUGCUUAUUUAAAUCAGCACUGUUUUAGACUAUUGCUGAGGCAAUGGACCAAAAAGAUGUGCUUAGAAAUGGGUAAAUCUGAGGGGCAUAUUUGGUGCACUAUUAAAGUUAAAACAUGAAACCCAAAGUCAUCCCCAUAACAUGAUGAUCAUGCUGAGGUAUUUGUCCAAUUCAUGAAGAUUUUUCUGUGAUAAUCCUUACCUCUACCUUUUCUCCACACGAUUUUGUGUGUUUUUUUUUUUUAUGUGUGUGUUUUUAAUGUGUUGUCUUACAUAUAAAACUAAAUUCUUUAUUUCAACAAGAAACAAUAGUAAAAAAUUAUUGAGCCACCAUUUAAUUGACAUGUGCAAAAAUUUGUGACUGAUUUUGCAAAUGCAAGAUUAAGUAGGGGUUUUGAAAUUUUGGUAUAUUACAAGCUGAAGGAUUUUAGGUUCUGUGCUUUUUCAUGGCUGGAGAUAGAGUUUUUCCUGUCAUGAUUAUUUUUGUUUGUUUUGAAGAGUUCUCAAGUCCUUACUAUUAUAAAUAGCUGAAAGUUCAAUAACACUGUAUGUGCUAAUGAAAUCAUAAAAUGUUAAUAUCAAAUUUUUAAACAAGUGUUACUUUCUUUCCAAAUGAAUUUUACAUUUUCUUUAUUAAAGGAUAUGGAGGAACAGGGUUCAGGUCUUAGGAAGAAAAUUGAUCAAUCAAAAAAGGCGGACAUUUUACGGGACAUUCAUAAACUUAAUGUUCAGUAAGUCCACUAAAAUAAAAAAACAUCAUUAAUUGAAAUUCUGAAUUAUUAUUAUUUGAAAAUAUUUAAGACAGCUCUUGUUCUUUACAUUACUAUUUAAGGCGUAAUAAAAAAAAUGCAUAGGAUUUUUAUUUCUUAUCACUGCAUCCUAACCCCAAGCAUUAUUAAUUUUAAAUCUUAAUUCACUGGUCCAUAAAAUACAAUAUUGUUAUGAGAAUAUAAUAUCUUUUUAAAAAAAUGUCUUUCUAAGGAUUCAAGGAUUAGAGAGAGAAAAAUUAACUCACAUAUUCUGCAAGCGAUCAGAAUUCAGACAGGAAUUUUCAUCCUUGGAAGAGGAGGAGUCAAAAAUGGUUGAUGAAAGAAAAACUGAAUGUAAUGUACAAUAAAUGUUCAUUGUCUAUGAUGUUUAAAAUUUUAUGUCAAUUUUUAUAGCUCACCUCCAAAAUAUUUAAGGCAGUUUAUAAGUACAAUGCUUAUUUUUUAAAGAAAAUAAAUUUGUUAUAAAUGACCUGGUUUUAAAUCUUUUAAUGCAUUACAUUUUUUUAAUGUAUUACAUUUUUUAAUACAAUUUUUGAACUGUGGCCUGAAAAAAAAAAUGCAGUAUAAGGUGGAAGGAGAAACAUAAAUAAUUUGAUUUUAAUAAAAUGUUAAUGUUGAGGAGGAAAGGUUAUUUGCAUUUUAUUAGCAUUUUUUAUCAAGGGGUGCAGGACAUAUGUAUUGAAAUUGAAAUGGGUUUGAGGACAUAUGUUUUGAAAUUGAAAUGGGGUGGAGGUCAUAUUUUUAAAAAUUGAAAUGGGGUGCAGAACAUAUGUUUUGAAAUUGAAAUGGGUUGCAGGAAAUAUUUUGUUUAAUUGGGAUAGGGUGCAGGACAUAUGUUUUGAAAUUGAAAUGGGGUGCAGGUCUGGAAAGGUUAAGAAACUCAGAUUUAAUUAUUUUUUUCAUAGAAACACUUUUCCAACAAGAAAAUAAACAUUUUUAUAACAAGUUUGUGUAAUUUUAAAACAGAUAUAAAAUAAGUUUAUAAUUUUGUGUUGAAAUUUAUUUCUUAAUAUGUAUAGAAUUGUGUUUUAAGAAAGCAAAUUUAUAAUAUUAAAUAAUCCAAUGUUAAUUAUAUUUGGUGUCAUGAGAUUUUUUAUAAAUUUGGUAAUGUCACCGGAAGUUAUUUCUAUUCAGUGUAAAAUUAAAUCUAGCUAAUUUUAUAAAAAAAUUCACAGUGAUAAAAGUUAAACAGCAGCUACAAAAAAUAAGCCAUAUGGUUAAAAGAUUUCACCGUGAACUUCGAGAUGUUAAACCAACACCUGAAUGUGAGUAUUUUUUAAUAUACUUUUUAAAAAGAAGCAAAUAUAUGAUUCAUACCAAGACUGUCCUGCAAAUACCUAGACAGUCCUGCAGAUACCACGACGGUCCUGCACAUACCUAAACAGUCCAGCAGAUAUCCAAUAUGUAUUGAUAUUUUAUUUUCAUUUGCUGAUUGCUGAUGGAGAAGAAUAUAAAUAUAUUAAUACUAGAUAUAGCCCGCCAAACUAUGGUGCCGCAAAGCAUAAACUUCCUAUCUGCUAAAGUUACUCGACAAAAAAUAGUAAAUAUUAUGCACUAAACGCAAUAUUUUUAAAGACUUUCUUUCUACUCGCAUUUCCAUGUUGUGGAGUUUAUUAAUUUUUCAGAUAAUUUAAUAUUUAUUAAAAUGUAUUUUGUAGAGAAAGUCUGUGCAGAAAAUGUCUAAUAUUUCAUUGGCUACUUGUCUUCUGAUGCAUGUCAAAUAUUUCGCCUCGUCUAUUAUAUCCAACUUCACAAGACUCUCUCUCUAGUAAGAAGCAAAAAUGUCAAAUGUACACUACUCAGUACUUUAUUAUAUAAGAUAAGAUAAGAUUCUUUUAUUGAUCCAAAUAAAUGGAAAUGUUUUUUGAUUGCAUUAUACGCUGCAUAAAUCACACAAUUCCUUGAGAUCAGGAUAAUGUUAUAACAAUUAUAAUUGCGAUGCAGAGAAUAGAAAUACACAGGCAACAAGCCAUACUGCGAAUCUAAUCCAAACAUACUAUCCUCUCUGUCGCUCACUCUAGCUGACACACCCUCUAGAUUCUUAUUUCACUCUCUUGCUGAAAAUGGUUGUCUCUCCUUUUAUCACCCACAAUUCAGGCAACCAUCCAUGACUUGAAAACAGUUCACACAACCGAAUUGUCACAACAUCACAACACACACUGCAUCGCUGAUUCCAUGACCUUGACAUAAAAUAUAUUUUCUUAAAUUAAAAAUAAAAUAUUUAAGUUCCGUCUACAUUCAGUUCCAAUCCUUUGGCUAAUAGAGUGCUCAUCUACAGUUCUGCACAGCCUUUCUUUGCAUAUGCAUUUUAAGGAAUUUUAAAUAAUUUUCUUCAUUUUAGUGUGUUUCAAUUUGUCUUUGAUCGAAAGUAUUUUUUAAGAAUCUCAUUUAGCGCAGUUGUCAGGGAUUUUAUUUAACAAAAUCAGCGCCAUCUUGAAGGGUUAGUGACACUGAUACCGGUACAUAGAAAACCUUGUAUUUUGAUAUUUUUUUUCUUCAGUUUUUAAAGGUGUUUGAGAAGGUUAAAAUACAUUAACAUUUGUCUUUCAGUUGUUGAAAAAUUAAAGUUGAUUAUGGAAGAAAUUGAAGGCACGAUCAACUCCUUCAAAGAGCAGCAAAGGUUAAAGUGAGUCAUAUUGGAAUGAAUGUUCUUGUCUCUAUUUUUCUUGUGUUUUUAUGAUGAUUGAUAACUGAUAACUGAUUAAUAACUGGUUAUUCAUAAUUGAUAACUGAAUUCCAUUACAUUAAAUUUGAGCUCAAUGAUCUUUUACAAAUUAGGUCAGUUAGAAUGUUGAAGUUGUAUAUUUUUAGUUUCUUCAUGUGAUAAAAUUGUCUUUUUAUUUGUAAGUUAGAAAAAUAUAAAUCAUCUUGGAUCCUGCUAUCUUAAACACAAUCUAUUUAUUAUUUUAUUGCUUUUGAUUUUCUCUUCUUGAAAACUAAGUGUAGUUUUUAUUUUGUAAGUACUACAGUACUGUUGCGAGAUCAUUAGGACAAACUAGAAUUAGGGCUUAAAUGUUAAAUUAUUAUAAUAAAAAAAAGCACUGAGAUUGAUUUAACAGAAUAGCUUUGUUUGACAGAUAUGAUGAGCUGAUGCGGUCGGAGCGCUCAUUGUUUCAAGAAUUACAGCAACAAGAAACUAAAUUUGAUAGCUGGAAUCAGUUACCCAAGACAGAUCUGAAAAAGCAAGGAGCGGUGUCUGCGCGAUCUCUUGCAAGUGAUAUGGAUGUGACUAAAGAUCUGCCUCCAGAAGUUGCAGCUUUUGAUGUAAUUAUUAAAUUAAAUAUUAAUGAUCUUUCUUAUAUUAAUAAUCUGUUUAUUUUAUAUUUUAAUUAAUUUCCAUUAUUUGAAUAAAGAAGUUGCCGGAUAAACAAAUUUUUUCCUCCAACUAAGGAUUUAAAUAAAAUAAAAAUUUAAACUAAUUUUAAGUUAUAAUAAUAUAAUAAUAAAGCUUUUUUGAAAAUCACACUUCAUACCCAAAGGCUCGAAGCACGGUACAAAGUCAUCCAUAUUAAAAGAGAAAUGAAAAAAAUCUAUGUUUUACCACAUUGAAAUACAAAAUGCAACAUAACAAAAACUACAUAUGAGAAUACCAAUUCUAAGUCUUUCGUCCCUUGCAACCAUAAACAACACAGGCCACUAUACAUCUAGGAGAUAAUAGUUAGCUGGAAAAGAUGGUAGACAACAUCACCCCAACAGGGGUUUGCGAAAUAGAUAUGUUUUCAAAUCGGUUUUGAAAGACUCCAGUGUCUGGCUGUUUCUGAGAGCGACAGGAAGUGUGUUCUAAAUUGUUGGGCCAGUAAAUGCAAAAGUGCGCCUUCCGUAAGUCUCAAGGCAAACACGUGGUAUCGAGAGUUUACCACUAUCGGAUGAGCGGAGUUGUCUAGCGGGUACAUAAGGCGUCAUGAGCACUUUGAAAUAGGAUGGCGCCAGGUCAUGCAAGCAGCGGUACCACAGAGUUGCAAUUUUGUACUGUUAUGAUAAAAGUGCCUUUAAAUCUAUUUCACAUAUUUUAUAUUCUUAUACUAGAGCAACAGAAACAAGUCAAAAUAGGAUUUUACUUUUCAUGAAAGUAACAUAAAUUAUGUUCAAACAUCUGCUAAUAUGAUUCAUGAAAAUAACAUAAAUUAUGUUCAAACAUCUGCUAAUAUGACCUUUAACUUAAACUUUCUUGUUUCCUACUGACAGCCAUCAUUAUUAGUAUGCUUUUUUAAAUGUCUGAAUUCAUCUUAAAAUACUUGAUCAAAACUAAGACUAAGACGGUUCUCAUGCAAGCUGUUCUGUUGAUUAAGAGGUUUGUUUAUCAGUUUGAAAAUAUAUUUGCUAGUAGAAUUAGAACGGCUGUGGACAAGUUAAUUUGUAACUAAUUAAGAUUUGGAUGAAUAAUACUUAUUUUAAUUGACAGAAAUUUGUUCACCAAACUGGUGGUCAUCGUGGAGGUUGGGAUGAAUAUGAUCAUCAAACAUUUCUGCGAUACAGAAAUAUGUACAAGGUAUUUUUUAAACAUUUGACAACAUUAAAAUUAAUUUUGUUAUGAAUUGAAAUGGCUGCACCUUACAUUGAUUGCAUGAAUUGAACUUGAUGUAUUUUACAUGGGUUGCAUGAAUUGAACUGGCUGCACCUUGUAUUGGUUGCAUGUCGUCUAUCACCAAAAUAAGGAAACUAAACAACAUCUUGAAAUUAAUUUUCUAUUUAACAAUUUAAAUUUUGUUAUCUACAAAAAUAUUGAUAAAUUGAUCAUUAAAAGAUCACCUUAACCAUGUGAGUGUGGAAGAAACUUGAUUGCUUAUUAAAAUAUUUAACUCCUAAGGGUAGAAUUGUGUUUCUGGAUCAUGUGAAGCCAUUACUGCCUAUACGUACAGAAGCUGAGAUACGAGAGCAUGAGACAUGGUUUCAGGAGUUCAACUUUCUCAAGGAGAACAAAAAAUAUGCCAUAAAAAAAUGGAGAGAAAAAAAAGAGGUUAGUCUGUAGAUCAUUGAUUGACAUUUUUGUCUGAGGUGUCAGGGCAGAUUGUCUGAGGUGUCGGGGCAGAUUGUCUGAGGUGUCAGGGCAGACUUAGGGCAGAUUGUCUGAGGUGUCAGGGCAGACUUAGGGCAGAUUGUGUGAUGUGUCAGGGCAGAUUGUCUGAGGUGUCAGGGCAGAUUGUCUGAGGUGUUAGGACAGACUUAGGGCAGGCAUACAAAUUCCCUCAUAGUCUACUAAAUCAAGUCAAGUAUUUGGUUUAUUUGGCUAAAACAUUUGGAGUUUUUAAAAUUUAAUUUGAGACUAUAUACUGCUUACUCUUAUAGUUGAAGAUUAAUAUCUGCAAAAUGUUCAAUUUGAAAACUUUUAUUAUGACACUGGAGUGGAUUGAAUCUGUUUUAAUUCAUGCAUCAUUGGAGCAAAUUGGAUAACACUAUGACAUUUGUAGUCCACAGUGGCUUUUGUAGUCCACAGUGGCUUUUGUAGUCCUCAGUGGCUUUUGUAGUCCUCAGUGGCUUUUGUAGUCCUCAGUGGCUUUUGUAGUCCUCAGUGGCUUUUGUAGUCCUCAGUGGCUUUUGUAGUCCACAGUGGCUUUUGUAGUCCUCAGUGGCUUUUGUAGUCCACAGUUUAAAAUUGUUUUUUUUACCAUUCUAAUUCCAUAAAUAUAAGGGUAUAUUGAGACCUGUCUGGUUAUAAAACUCUAUUAUAAUUAGAUAUUAAUUAAUUGAAUUGUUUUCUAAAGGAAGAGAAGGAAGAUGCAAUAACACAGGUACAGGACGAGCUGGAGGAGAUGAAGGAAGAAGAAGCUAGAAGAAAAGCUCAACAAGCUGCCCUCACCCUGGACAAGAUGGACAGAUGCAAGCAACUCAAUGCAUGGAAGGUAACUCUUGGAUCAAACUUUUUUUAUCUACCUUUAGUAAAGGCGUAUGUUUUAUUAAAAUUAAUCACAGGCGGAUAUAGCAGCAGCUUUAACCCUCUUCUUCUAUAUUUUGAGGGCCCACAAUCAAUGUAUUGAUCAUUCUGAUGGCUGGGCCGAUCUAUGUGUAGCAGAUGCAUUAAUAAUAAAAUUCAGUUGCUUGACUCGGCUUAUAUGAAGGAAACAUUGUGGCUUAACAUUUUUAGUGAUAUUUGCUGUAGAAUGGAUGUGAUGUUCAAAUGUCAAAUAUUGCCAGCUAGUUAUUGUUUAUGGCCAGAUAAUUUUAUCACUGGUGUCAUUUGAUCUCUACAAAUCACAUUGACUAAGUAUAAACAUUUAUAUCCCAGUUAUCAUUAUGAAAUAGUUGGUUACAGUUAUAUUAAAUUUUUUCAACAUUUCCUUUUCUAGGUGCAGAAGGAGUUGGAGAAAGCAAUGAAAGAAGAAAAGAAUAUGAAAGAGGAAAUGGAGAAAAAAAGGAAGCAAGAGGAAGAAAGAAAAAAACAAGUAAUACUGAUCUGCAUACAUGGGUAUUUUCUUGACCAAUGGAAAUGAUAAAUGACAGUCUCAAGCUGUCCACCUGGCGAUUGCUUCAAGACGUAUUUAAUACUUUAUCGCGACUAUAAAACUUAAUUAUAAAUUAUAACUAUUGGGUAACAGCGGGACCAAAUCAUAAAAUUAUAACACAGCGCAUUCAUUUUAUUAUUUAUUAUGACUUACUCCCACUCUCAGCUGGAGGCCAAAAAGUUGGUUGAGGAGUUUCGUCAACAAAAGCAGUUGGAGGAAGACUUGCUGCACAUGAUAGAGGAGGAGAGAAAGCAGCACGAGGCAGAACAAAAGAAAGCAGUCAUCGCUAAAGAACUUGGGCGAUUUAGGAACAGAGUAUGUUGUAAAAUGCAUUAUUUGUAAUUGAAGCUUCUGGUAUAGUCAUCACAAAGGACAUCAAGUCUUUUUAGUCAUGAAUCUGGUUAGGGGCCAUCCAUAUGUAUGUAUGUAUAUGAAUUGGCUCUUAGCUUAAACACACUAGGAUAAACACACCCAAACAUGCAAGUUUAGCAUACCUUUUUCUUAUAUUUCAUUUGGUUUUAAUCUAAUUAAUUGUAUAACAUUAAUUUCUUGAUCCACCUUGACCUUUCAGCACCAGUACGUUGUUUGAUGUCAUGAUUAACUAGCUCUUGUUUAUCUGCUCUUGUUUGACCAUCCACAAUUCUAGUACUUAUGCACCAGCCCCGGGGCUCUUGUCGUCAUGUCGAUCAAUGACAUGUUUGAUAAAGAGGCGCUCGCCACGAACCCCCUGGAGCGUUACCCGGGGAACAGUACCACCGUGUAGGGGACCCGCGCUGAAAGGCAAAGGUAACGCACGGAGACUGCGUUAAAUCGAGCACGAUUGCAUGGCUUCCCACCAAGUGCAGUCGAACUAUUUUACUAAACGCAGAAACAGGUUGGGACAUGAUUACAGUUGCCGUAUGGAUAUGAGGUGAAGGUGUGUGGCAACCUUUCACCGGUGAUUUUAAAUAUGCAGUCUUGAGGGUACUGCUCCAAGGCAACCUCUCUCUCCCAUCUACGGUGUGAAUUAGUCGCACCGUAGAAUAACCAUACAAACCCUAGUAGAGGGCGUCGGUCUUAAACAACUACGCGGUCCCCCCGGGGUGGUAAGGGGGGACUUUAGAGACGUUAAAUAUCCACCCCAACCCCUUAGAAAGUCCGGCCCUGUUGCUGCGUGAGCAGCAAUCCGGCUGGCCAGGUGUUUCUUCUCUGGGGCUGCCACACUCAGCGGCCAAUCGAGUGGAGGUCGAGUGUGGCGGUCUUAGGGGCGGAGCGUCCCUGGCGUGCCGCUUCGCGGCCCGAUCGGAAUAAAGACCACUGGGGGAGUGGUUGACGGCCGGUUUGGUUGGCGGGGUGGUGCGUUGGGGAGGACCAUAUGAGCCUCAAGGCUCGGUGUUCGCUGAUUUUCUUAAGUUAGUUAGUUAGUACUUAUGCACUGACAGGGCAAAGGGGGUGGUGUUGACUUGGAAGCAUAGGGGUAUGCAUGGGGGUGGGGGUAGGGGGCGUCAAAAUAUAUAAAUCAUAAUGAUCACCAUAUUGUUGCUUUAUGUUUUCACAAUGAACUCGCACAGCAAAAGUAAUGUGUAGCAUAUUAGGGUUUACACCAAGUUAAAAUUUAGUAAACAUUUGCUUUUGUGCUGAUGGGGUAAUUUUGUGACAUAAUUAUUUCAUUCUUGGGGGGAAUGACAGCUGUUUAAAAAUAGAGGACGAAAAAAUGCCUUCUCAACUGCUCUGCACAGCAGCGUUACAUUUUAACAUAGUUUAAAAGAUUAAGAUCUAGCUAGCACAUAGUUUAUAAGAUUAAGAUCUAGCUAGCACAUAGUUUAUAAGAUUUAGAUCUAGCUAGCACAUAGUUUAUAAGAUUAAGAUCUAGCUAGCACAUAGUUUAUAAGAUUAAGAUCUAGUCAGCACAUAGUUUAUAAGAUUAAGAUCUAGUAAGCACAUAGUUUAUAAGAUUAAGAUCUAGUCAGCAGCAUUUCAAAUCUUUUUUUUUUUUUUUAGAAGUCACAAAGCAGCUGUACAAGUUUAAAACCCCAGUUUUAUUCCAGCAUUUCUCUCCCCUUCACCCAAAACAGCUUGUGGUAGUUAGUUAUAUGACCACAAUAUUUGAACAGAAAAUAAAAUCAGGCUCAAUGCAGGGGUCGGGAAUCUUUUUUUUGUUGCAAUAAUGCACUGUAUAGAAAUAUAUAAACAAAUAUAUAAACAAUAGUCAUCUACUUUGAGCACUGACCUUUAUUAGAAUUGCAAUGUGAUUAGUUAUUAUAUAAAUUAUACUGUAUGUUUAUUUAUUUACUAUUUCAAUACAGUAUUAUAAUGAUUUUGAGAUGGUCAAGUACUAUUUGGGGAGUUCCAGUGUAACCAGGUCUUUUAUUUCAGUAAUUUCGACUAUUCCCUUGAGUGCAUUUGUAGGUUAUUUAGAAGGAUGAUAUCCGUAAAGAUUUUAUUUAUUAUAUCCAGCUGUAACUUUCAUUUAUAAAUGGAUGAACCUAACUUGUAAAAAGAACGUUAGUUUUAGACAUUCUGCAUGAGAACUUCAAAACUGACUGGAUCACCAAAUGACUUGGGAUUAUUGAUACAUCAAACUUCAGAAUGUAGUUUGCAAUAUUAUCAACUCAAUUGAUAACUUAUAUUAGGGUACUGAGAUCUGAAAUGAUAUUCUACAUCUUUCUACUGUAAUAAAAACUUGUGGUCCCCUUGUGUUGUUCUGAAAAUGAGGAGGUUGUGGUGCUGACCUUGCAUUGUGCUGAAAAUGGGGAGGUUGUGGUGCUGACCUUGUGUUGUUCUGAAAAGGGGGAGGUUGUGGUGCUGACCUUGCAUUGUGCUGAAAAUGGGGAGGUUGUGGUGCUGACCUUGUGUUGUUCUGAAAAGGGGGAGGUUGUGGUGGUCCCCUUGUGUUGUUCUGAAAAUGGGGAGCCACUUUGGUCCAAGAAAUUGCUUUGGCCCAAUGGGGUCAUAUAGAAGGAUAAAAAAUAUAUUUAAAAAGCAACCUUUUAUUGGUAUUUUUUAUGACUUCAUUGACGUAUCUAUCACUCCCAGGAUAUGCAACGUCUCCUUCAAAAACAAGAAAAGGAGAAAGAAAAGGAAGAACUACUUAGAGAAAAACAAAGAAAACUGGAAUCAUUAAAAACUCAGGUAAGUUACUCAGGUAAAUUAUUCAGGUAAAUUUGAAAUUUUUUUUUUAUUCAAAAGAUUUUUUUUAAUCAACAUAAAAUACAUUUUCUAUUUAACUGAUAACUAUGUAAAUUGUCUGCCCUUUGUACAGGUAGAAGUACCGAGGGAUCCCAGCCGACUCCUACAGCCCACAGCCGGUUGGAAGGAAAGACUCAAGGAACCUGGUCCCUCUGGUUCGGGUCCUGUAAUCCACAUGCCCCACCGUGCUGUGCCUUCUUGGAGACAAGGCUUGUAUUAA